Larimichthys crocea (large yellow croaker) is the source of this 1987-nucleotide messenger RNA. It is a transcript of the gene gpr6, whose product is annotated as G protein-coupled receptor 6. The transcript has 2 exons. Gene Ontology annotation, biological process: G protein-coupled receptor signaling pathway. Gene Ontology annotation, molecular function: G protein-coupled receptor activity. Gene Ontology annotation, cellular component: membrane. Bases 420 to 1427 code for a protein of 335 amino acids. The record is from RefSeq and is a predicted model, not a curated record. Lineage: Eukaryota; Metazoa; Chordata; Actinopteri; Sciaenidae.
CUCUCUCUCUCUGUCUCUCUCUCUCUCUCUCUCUCUGCCGUGACGUCAGUCGGGUUUAAAACUCUCCUCGCGUGUCUCUGGUCGGAUCCCCUCUGGUCGGAUCCUCCUCCUCCUCCUCUUCCUCCUCCUGCUGCUCCUCCUACCCACAUUCACCUUUCUCACGGAGCUGGCCACCGGCCAAUGCGAGACACCACCUCUUCUCAGGGUGUCUGUCCCAUGCGUGGGAAGCACAACAAAGUCAAGGGCUUCACUUGAGAGGGUCCGGAGGGGAGCGGUAAAACACACACACAAAAAAACCAGGGGAGCACCAUUGCAUCCUUUUUAUUUCUGACGUUUUCGAAAGAGAAGCUCUUUUUUCGGUGGAAACCUCAGCUCAUACCGUUUUGUCACGGAGGACAAAAAGACGACCGUGUGGAGACAUGAACAAGUCACUGGUGGUGAACGACUCCUCUGCCAGUGCCGUGGCAGGAGAAGCUCUCCCAUGGCUGGAAGCUGAUUCUCUCGAGCACAACAGCAGCCUGCAGCUCUCCACCGCCACUUUAGAUUUCCCCAUCAACCCGUGGGACAUUAUGCUCUGCAUGUCAGGCACUGUCAUCGCCUGUGAAAACGCCAUAGUGGUAGCAAUCAUCUUCUACACGCCAACACUAAGGACUCCCAUGUUUGUGCUGAUUGGGAGCCUGGCCACGGCAGACCUGCUGGCUGGUAUGGGAUUAAUCCUGAACUUUGUGUUUCAGUAUGUGAUCUCCUCUGAGACUAUCAGCCUUAUCACUGUAGGCUUCCUAGUGGCCUCCUUCACUGCGUCUAUCAGCAGCCUUUUGGCCAUAACAGUGGACCGUUACUUCUCCCUCUACAACGCUCUGACAUACUUUUCAGAGAAGACAUUACAGUACGUACACCUGAUGUUAUUGGGGACCUGGGGUGUGUCUCUGUUCCUGGGCUUGCUGCCAGUGCUGGGCUGGAACUGCCUGAGCGAGCCAGACUCCUGCAGCAUCGUUCGCCCUUUGACCCGGAGCAACGUCACGCUCCUGGCCACCUCCUUCUUCGCAAUCUUUGUGAUCAUGCUGACCCUCUACUUCAAGAUUUGUAAGAUCGUGUGCCACCACGCCCACCAGAUCGCCCUCCAGCAGCACUUUUUUGCCACAUCACAUUAUGUGGCCACUAAGAAGGGGGUCUCCACUUUGGCCAUCAUCUUGGGGACAUUCGGCGCCAGCUGGUUGCCCUUUGCUAUCUAUUGCCUGGUGGGCGAGAGGGAGUAUCCCUCAGUGUAUACCUAUGCUACACUGCUGCCUGCCACCUAUAACUCCAUGAUCAACCCUAUCAUCUACGCCUACAGAAACGCAGAGAUCCAGCGCUCCAUCUACAUGCUUCUCUGCGGAUGCUUUCAGGCAAACAAGGCAUACCGAUCCAGGUCACCAAGUGAAGUCUAAAGUGGCGCCAGGGCUGCGAGUGUGUGUCUGUUAGUGUGUGAGAGUAGACCAUCCUGUGACCAUUGACAAUCUGCUUACAAUCCACAGUGAACAGGGGUGUGAUGCUAGAAAUGUGUCUUUCAUACAUACUGUCUGCACUUUACUAUGUCUCAACACAAUGUUCGAAUGAGAUUUUGGAAAUGCUGUGAACAAGAAACUUCUGUGAAAAAGAGAAAACAAACCUGUGAAUGUACUUAAAUGAGAAAAGGAAUGGAAAAAUAUUGCACUUUAGUGUGAUUUCUUUUUUUUUUAAAUGCCAAAGCAGUAUUGUAUAGCUCUUAUUGUAUCUAAACAUUUGAACUUGUGAGUACCGUGUACCAUUUUUCUAUUUUGUAUGGUAUUGUCUUUGAUGUAUCUUUUUUACAAGAGGAAUAAAGAAAUACAAUCCAGCUGUGGCUCCAUCACGUGUCUUUACAGUAGCACGUUUCUCUCAGGAGUCACUGUGCUACACCUGACUUGUUUUCGAUUUUUUUUUCUUCACUUCGUUCCAGUCUCUCCCUCCGGAGUGCAGGUGGGGUCUG